AUGACGACCCUGUUGGCAAACAUCAACGAUGAGGUGUUCCGCACGUACAUCUUCUGGGCGGGAGUGCUGGUGCUGAAGAUGCUCGCCAUGUCCAUACUGACUGGCCGGCAGCGUUUCCGCAAGAAGGUGUUCGCCAAUCCGGAAGAUUUGCAACCCUCCAAAAAGGGUGCCACACCGAAGUUUGACGAUCCGGACGUGGAGCGUGUGCGCCGGGCCCACCGUAACGAUCUGGAGAACAUUCUCCCAUUCUUCACCGUCGGGCUGCUGUACAUGCUGACCAACCCGGAACCGUUCAUCGCAAUCAAUUUGUUCCGUACCGUCGCAGUGGCCCGCAUUCUGCACACGAUUGUGUAUGCGGUCGUAGUGAUACCCCAACCUGCCCGUGGCUUAUCGUGGGGCAUUGCAUACUUUGCCACCGCUUACAUGGCGGUGAAGACCGUACUAUUUUUCCUUUAG
Molecule: messenger RNA, 456 nt
Organism: Anopheles marshallii
Lineage: Eukaryota; Metazoa; Arthropoda; Insecta; Diptera; Culicidae
Product: microsomal glutathione S-transferase 1-like
Exons: 2
Coding region: 1-456 (151 amino acids)
Cellular component (GO): membrane
Source: RefSeq, a predicted model, not a curated record